AUGGUACCGGCACAUCGCCGCCUUUCCUCAGCAGCUUGGGUUCCGAGCUACUCGCUCCGACGCCUCGCUGUUUGUGUAUCACCAGGGCCAUGCGACUGCUACCUGCUCCUCAACAUCGACGACGUCAUCCGGACGGCCUCCUCGACCGAGCUCCUUCGUCAGCUCAUGGCGUGCGUCAGCACCGAGUUCGCCAUCAAGGUUCUUGAUCCUUUGCAGUACUUCCUUGGGAUUGAGGUGGUGCACCGUGCCGAUGGAUUCUUCCUUCAUCAACAGCAGCACGUGCAGGAACUCCUCAAGCGGGCAGGCUUGCUUAAUUGCAAGCACGUCCCCAUGCCUAUCGACACGAAGGCGAAGGUCUCCGCACUAGAUGGCUCACUGGCACCGGAUGCCGCCUUCCACCGCUUCAUCGUCGGCACUCUCCAUUACCCGACGCUUACUCCGCCAGACUUGCAGUACACCGUCCAGCAG
Aegilops tauschii subsp. strangulata is the source of this 468-nucleotide messenger RNA. The record is from RefSeq and is a predicted model, not a curated record. Lineage: Eukaryota; Viridiplantae; Streptophyta; Magnoliopsida; Poales; Poaceae.